Messenger RNA from Cherax quadricarinatus, 639 nucleotides. NCBI's taxonomy places the organism in Eukaryota, Metazoa, Arthropoda, Malacostraca, Decapoda, Parastacidae. The record is from RefSeq and is a predicted model, not a curated record.
UCCACAGGAAUUUGCUGAGCUGGAGGACUUAGAGUAUCAACAAGUGAGGUUGACUGGUAAUUUUGACCAUAGCAAGGAGAUCUUCCUUGGUCCCCGUCCUCUCUUGGUUGGCGGGGAUGUGCAUGAGGCAGGAAGUGGACUCAUAUCUUCUGGACAAAGUGGCUACCUUGUUAUCACACCUUUCAAGCUGAUUGAUAGAGACCUAACAGUACUAAUAAACCGAGGAUGGGUUUCACGUAAACAAAAAGAUCCAGCAACAAGAAUAAAUGGUCAAGUAGAGGGCCUAAUGGAACUUACAGCAGUGGUGAGGAAGACAGAGAAUCGUGUGCCCUUCAUGCCCAAAAAUACCAAGACCUCUACUGUGUUUACUUACAGGGAUGUUCCAGCAAUGGCCAGUAUGCUGGGUACUGCCCCUGUGUUUCUAGAUGCGGUUGACACCAUCCCUGGAGGACCGAGAGGUGCACAGACUCGAGUAACAAUGCGCAACGAGCAUCUUUCCUACAUUUUAACUUGGUAUACCUUAAGCUUGGCUACGUCAUAUAUGUGGUAUCGUCGCUUUAUCGUGGGAAAAAUUCUCAUGUAGCAACUGCUGGAGGAACCGUGUGAUAAUAUGAUAUUGAUAGUACUUGUAUAUGAAAC